This is a messenger RNA of Emiliania huxleyi CCMP1516, 397 nucleotides long. RefSeq lists its product as hypothetical. Lineage: Eukaryota; Haptophyta; Isochrysidales; Noelaerhabdaceae. The transcript has a single exon. The record is from RefSeq and is a predicted model, not a curated record. The annotation marks the transcript as partial.
GACGCAGUCGGUCGACGCCGCCGAGAUCCUCGCCGCGUGCUCCGGCGCUUUUGGCGGCUCCGGCACUGCCGCCUGCACCGCCCCUGCUGCCUCACCCCAGCCGAGCCCGCUGACGGCAGCGCAGGCGGCCGCUACCUUCCCAGCGACCGCGGCGGCAGCGACUGCGGCGGCAGCGGCAGAGACAGCGACCGCUGCGGCGGCGGCGGCCAACGGAGGCAGCUCAGUCGCGCCCGGGGUGGAGACGUACCAGAGCGAGGGUUCGGCUGCCAUGGGCUCUAUCCCGCUGCACUCGAGUGGCGCGGCGCUCGCCCAGGCGCAGGCGGCGCUCGCGUCGCUGCAGGCGCAGGCGGCGGCCAGCGACCACCUUUCCAGCCUGCAUUCUGGCUCGGCCGCCUAA